GCGGGAGGACAUCGAGGUUUCCGUGGCUGCCUUUCGCCUCGCGCCGCUCCCUCCCGUCAUCCGCGCGGUCGAGCCGGCGUAAAAAGACAAAAAAAGUCCGGUUCCUCCGUCGGUCAGGGAGAGCCGCCCGCGGCGGAGAAGAAGCGAGGGGAGGGGAAAAUGGCAGCGGACAAGGCCGCAGAUCAAGGAACAGAGAAACAUGAAGGAACGGGUUCCUCCUCAGGGAUUACAGAUCAAGAAAAAGAGUUAUCAAGUAAUGCCCUGCAAGCUUUCACAGCUGGAAAUUAUGAUACUUGUCUGCAUCACCUUGCCUGCCUGCAAGAUAUAAACAAAGAUGACUACAAAAUUAUUUUGAAUAUUGCUAUAGCAGAAUUCUGUAAAAGUGACCAAACAACCACAGAUAAUUUGAGACAAACACUUAAUCAACUGAAGAAUCAGGUACACUCAGCUGUUGAAGAAAUGGACGGCUUAGAUGAUGUUGAAAAUAGCAUGUUGUAUUACAAUCAAGCUGUUAUUCUUUAUCACCUGCGCCAGUAUACUGAAGCUAUAUCCAUUGGAGAGAAACUUUACCAGUUCAUAGAACCUUUUGAAGAGAAAUUUGCCCAGGCUGUGUGCUUCUUGCUUGUAGACUUGUACAUACUAACUUACCAAGCUGAGAAAGCUUUGCAUCUUCUUGCUGUUCUGGAAAAAAUGAUUUCACAGGGCAGUAAUAACAAAAAUGGAAAAAAUAAUGAGACAGGUAAUAACACCAGCAAAGAUGGGUCCAACCAUAAAGCUGAAAGUGGAGCCCUAAUAGAAGCUGCAAAAUCCAAGAUACAUCAGUAUAAAGUGAGAGCCUAUAUCCAAAUGAAGUCUCUGAAAGCAUGUAAAAGGGAAAUCAAAUCUGUGAUGAAUACAGCUGGAAAUUCUGCUCCCUCUCUAUUUCUUAAAAGCAAUUUUGAAUAUUUAAGGGGCAAUUAUCGAAAAGCUGUCAAACUGUUAAAUAGUUCCAACAUUGCUGAACAUCCGGGGUUCAUGAAAACAGGAGAAUGCUUAAGAUGCAUGUUUUGGAAUAAUCUUGGCUGUAUCCAUUUUGCCAUGGGAAAGCACAAUCUCGGAAUUUUCUACUUUAAAAAAGCUCUCCAGGAAAAUGAUAAUGCAUGCACUCAGCUAGGUGCAGGUAGCACAGAUCCAGGCAAGAAGUUUUCCGGAAGGCCUAUGUGUACGCUGCUGACUAAUAAGCGGUAUGAGUUGCUGUACAAUUGCGGGAUUCAGCUUCUGCACAUUGGUAGGCCAUUAGCCGCUUUCGAAUGCUUGAUAGAAGCUGUUCAGGUUUAUCAUUCAAAUCCACGGCUCUGGCUGAGACUAGCAGAGUGCUGCAUUGCUGCCAAUAAGGGGACACCAGAACAAGAAACUAAAGGUCUUCCAACCAAAAAAGGAAUUGUACAGUCCAUUGUGGGUCAAGGCUAUCACCGUAAAAUAGUUCUGGCAUCACAGUCCAUACAGAAUGCUGUAUAUAACGAUGGACAGUCCUCAGCUAUUCCUGUGGCUAGUAUGGAGUUUGCAGCCAUUUGUCUCAGAAAUGCUUUGCUCCUCUUGCCUGAAGACCAACAAGAUCCAAAGCAGGAAAAUGGGUCUAAAACCAGUAACCAGUUGGGUGGAAAUACUGAGAGCACUGAAAGUAGUGAAACAUGCAGCAGUAAAAGUCAUGAUGGAGAUAAAUUCAUUCCAGCACCCCCUUCUUCACCUCUGAGAAAACAAGAAUUAGAAAAUUUAAGGUGCUCCAUCCUCGCCUGCAGUGCAUACGUUGCUCUGGCCCUCGGUGAUAACCUUAUGGCUUUGAAUCACGCAGAUAAACUUCUUCAGCAGCCAAAACUGUCAGGAUCUCUUAAGUUUCUGGGCCACUUAUAUGCUGCAGAAGCUCUCAUCUCUCUAGACAGAAUCUCCGACGCCAUUACUCACUUGAACCCUGAGAACGUCACAGAUGUCUCUCUCGGAAUCUCUUCAAACGAGCAGGAUCAAGGAUCUGACAAAGGGGAAAAUGAAGCCAUGGAGUCUUCUGGCAAGCAAACCCCUCAAUGCUACCCAAGUUCUGUCACUUCUGCACGAACAAUGAUGUUGUUUAAUCUUGGGAGUGCUUAUUGUUUGAGAAGUGAAUACGAAAAGGCUCGCAAGUGUCUCCACCAGGCGGCUUCAAUGAUCCAUCCCAAAGAGAUUCCACCUGAGGCUAUCCUUCUGGCUGUGUAUCUUGAACUACAGAAUGGUAAUACACCACUGGCCUUGCAGAUCAUCAAAAGGAAUCAGCUUCUCCCUGCAGUGAAAACGCUUGCUGAAAUGCGAAAGAAACCAGUAUUUCAGCCCGUCCACCCCAUCCAGCCCAUCCAGAUGCCAGCUUUUACUACUGUGCAAAGGAAAUGACACUAUGUUUUGUGGAGAACUGCUGCUACCCAACACCUGAUGGGAUUUUGCCAUUUUUUCCAGCUGGUCUGUGGCAAACUGAAUAAAAGAUAUUGGGGUGCA
Messenger RNA from Tachyglossus aculeatus (Australian echidna), 2499 nucleotides. It is a transcript of the gene CNOT10, whose product is annotated as CCR4-NOT transcription complex subunit 10. NCBI's taxonomy places the organism in Eukaryota, Metazoa, Chordata, Mammalia, Monotremata, Tachyglossidae. The record is from RefSeq and is a predicted model, not a curated record. Gene Ontology annotation, molecular function: protein binding. The transcript has 19 exons. Gene Ontology annotation, cellular component: CCR4-NOT complex. Gene Ontology annotation, biological process: negative regulation of translation; mRNA catabolic process. Bases 160 to 2397 code for a protein of 745 amino acids.